Molecule: messenger RNA, 1335 nt
Organism: Saxophila tyrrhenica
Lineage: Eukaryota; Fungi; Ascomycota; Dothideomycetes; Mycosphaerellales; Extremaceae
Exons: 2
Coding region: 1-1335 (444 amino acids)
Source: RefSeq, a predicted model, not a curated record
AUGAAAGUUUUCACAUUGCUUUCCGCUCUGAAGACAUCUUCUACACUUCCAUCUUCCUCUAUCUCCAACAUCGUCGUUCUCCACCACUCAGGAAAAGCGGUCUACAAGCUUUACGACGACUCUCAAGCAAUCGCGAAUGUGGAGAAGAACGUGUGUGACACUAUUGCGGCCCUCACUGUAGGACCCGAUACCACGGCGUCCAUCACUACAGGACUCGAUACUGCAGCGCCCACCACUGCAGGACAGGUCACUGAGGUGCCCAUCGCUACAGGACUCGACACUGUAGCGCCCACCACCGCAGGGCCCGAGACUACAACGCACAGCAUCGAAGCGCCGCGACCCGCCACAGGCUUCUUCGAUCUCCCGCUCGAACUACGACAGAUGAUAUACGACGAUAUUCUCCCUACAGACCGAACCAUCAACUAUCCGCUGUGUCGGACAGAGGAGAAAACCACCAUGGCUGUUUGCGCAGCGCACGAGGACCUGCGCGAGGAAAUGGAAACCUGGAUGUACAAGAAGUGCGAGGCAUCACUGGCAAUCACGCCUGACGUGAGAAGAAGCCCAGAAGAAUUGCCCAAGAAGGUGGAGUGGAACCGGUUCCAGCGCACCGAUGUCCGCAUCAACUACUGCCAGCACGGUGGACAACAGGUGGACGGGGAAUUCGACGGCGGGAUGCGACAGGCCGUCGGCUCGCUGCGGGAGGGGUUUCCCAACAUGCCCGUGCUGCCACCUCUCACUAUUUGCUUUCAGGAAACCCAGAGCGCCCUUGGUGAUCCGGAGUGGACUGAAGAGAUUCCUGAAGGGAAGGUGGCUCGCUAUCACAACGGGAUGAUUGAUCCGUCCGACACCGAUGAGGAGGACUACGAAGAACCUGGGAAUCGCUGGGAAGACUUCGAUGACGAAGACUCAGAUUCAGAAUCAGACGUCGGGUCAGUAGACUUCUUCGAAGGCCAGUACACCGAGACCUGGCUCCGCACGCCCGAUUUCCGCAGUCCGCCAAUCGUGGCAGACAUCCUCAACUGGUUCCUCUACCUGCCGCGAUGCAAAUCCGCCUUUGUGCAUCCCCUGUCCCACCUACACCCGGACUACGACAUGAAGCAAGAGCGCUAUGACCCCGAAGCGCGGGUCUUUGGUGAUCGCUAUAUGCGGGAUCUGAGUCGUGCGUUGGAGUUGUGGUUGGAGGGUACGAGGCCGGAUGAAGAAGUCGAUUGGAGAGGGAACGACUUUCAUAACAGGUAUCGCGUGGAGAAGUUGGCCUACAAUUAUUAUAGGUCGGCCGGGCGGGACGAUGCUAGCACUGAGGUGGAAGAGGGAGCGCUUGCGGAUGAGGUUUAG